CAGAUCAGCCUCACUGCAGCUGCAGCUUCUACUCCUUCAUUCUUCUGCAUGCGCUUCGACUGAGAACACACCUCAACACAUCUCGCUUUCAGCAAUGCGUCUUUACAACACACAGGUAUCCAACAAAAUGGGUCUUCGGAACACAGAAGAGAGACAUCACUGCUGGAUGGCCCCACCUCACCAGGGGACUGAGGGUAGACAACAGGAGGGCAGUGACCUCAUCCAACUGAGGAGGCUGCCGCAUCCCAUCCUGGCUUCUCGCCAACACAGGGCCCUUCACCGAGAGCUGCUUUUCUGCCACAGACGGGGUCUACUGCCCAGAAGUAAGCCGGAGCUGCAGUGUGUUCUGGACCACAAAAGGACAGAGCAGCACAGGCAGAGGGAGCUGGCACUCUGUCCUCCCUCUGACUUUGAGGUGAAGCUGCGCACAAGGAAGCAGCAGAUGCAAGUUUACGAGCUGGAGGAAAAGAAGAAGAGCGAGGGCCAGCAGAACGUACCAGAGUUUGUCCGUGUGAGAGGAACCCUGAAACGCAUUCAAACGUUUUCCUCAUGACGACACAAGGGACAAAACUUUUAUCA
Molecule: messenger RNA, 579 nt
Organism: Acanthopagrus latus (yellowfin seabream)
Lineage: Eukaryota; Metazoa; Chordata; Actinopteri; Spariformes; Sparidae
Product: protein FAM107B
Exons: 5
Coding region: 95-553 (152 amino acids)
Source: RefSeq, a predicted model, not a curated record